AUGGAAUUGCUGUGGAUCAAGGAUAUCUUCUCUAGGAAAUUUGUUGGGUUCAGUGGAAUCUUCAAGGUAAAGUUCAUUUUCCAUCUGUUUCCAAUCUUCUUGACUGCGGAUUACAGAGGACGUCCUAUCAUAUCAAAUACAACAUAUGUCCCAGCCUGGAAUGCUCCAAGUGACAACUGUAAAUCAUUUCAUAUUUCUAUGGAUCUGAGCUUCUAUGCAUUAAAAGGAAACCCUCAAGACACUGCCAUAGGUCAAACUGUUAGCUUAUUUACUGCCCCAAAACUUGGCCUCUAUCCUUACAUAGAUGAAAGAACUGGAGAGCAUAAACAUGGAGGGAUUCCUCAGUUGGGAAAUGUAUCAGAACAUUUGAAACAAGCUGAGAAAGACAUUUUAAAAUACUUACCAAAAGAUGAGUUAGGCUUGGCUGUAAUUGACUGGGACGCAUGGAGACCUACCUGGAGAAGAAACUGGUUAAAAAGAACAAUUUAUAGAAUCGAAUCAAUUGAGUUGGUAAAAAAAAAGUCAAAGCUUGUAGGUGUAGCUGCUGAGAAUCAGGCAGAAAAAGAAUUUGAAGCUGCAGGAGAGGAAUUCAUGCAGAAGACUUUGGAAUUAGCACUGAAACUUCGACCAAACAAUUAUUGGGGUUUUUCCCGUUUUCCUGACUGUAACAAUAAUAAUUUUGCAAAAGUUAAUCUCUACACUGGAUCAUGUUCAGAAUCAGAAAAGAAAAGAAAUGAUGAGCUCAACUGGUUGUGGAAACUAAGCACUGCCCUUUUCCCAUCCAUUUAUUUGAGUUCAAAACUAAAGCAAACCUCAAAGGGUGCACUCUAUUCCCGUAAUCGCAUUAAUGAAGCCAUUCGGCUUUCUAAAGUACGCGACGAAAAAAAUCCAAUUCCGAUUUUUGUAUAUACCCGUCUAGUUUUUAUUGAUAAUAUGACAGAAUUUCUUUCUGAGAUUGACCUUGUGAAUACAAUUGGUGAAGCAUACGCUCUUGGGUCUUCUGGAGUUGUAAUUUGGGAAAGCCCGACAUUAACCCAAACAAGCGUCAUCACUAAUAUUAUCCAUGGAGAAAUAGUUCCUUAA
Messenger RNA from Sorex fumeus (smoky shrew), 1083 nucleotides. Its product is annotated as hyaluronidase PH-20-like. Bases 1 to 1083 code for a protein of 360 amino acids. Gene Ontology annotation, biological process: hyaluronan catabolic process; carbohydrate metabolic process. The record is from RefSeq and is a predicted model, not a curated record. Gene Ontology annotation, cellular component: acrosomal vesicle. The transcript is spliced from 3 exons. NCBI's taxonomy places the organism in Eukaryota, Metazoa, Chordata, Mammalia, Eulipotyphla, Soricidae. Gene Ontology annotation, molecular function: hyalurononglucosaminidase activity.